Bombina bombina (fire-bellied toad) is the source of this 1533-nucleotide messenger RNA. It is a transcript of the gene YIPF7, whose product is annotated as Yip1 domain family member 7. Bases 114 to 839 code for a protein of 241 amino acids. Gene Ontology annotation, biological process: endoplasmic reticulum to Golgi vesicle-mediated transport; vesicle fusion with Golgi apparatus. Gene Ontology annotation, cellular component: trans-Golgi network. The record is from RefSeq and is a predicted model, not a curated record. NCBI's taxonomy places the organism in Eukaryota, Metazoa, Chordata, Amphibia, Anura, Bombinatoridae. The transcript has 6 exons.
UAUUAAUAGAACGCGAUUCCUUUUCAUGAAACACAGUUAUUUUCUGGUCUAGAAUAUUAUUUGUUUUUCUCUUUUUACCAUAGAAGAUUUCAAAGGUUAAACAUUUUUCAAAAAUGGACCAGUUUGAUUCAGACUUUUAUCAGUCAGAUUACAUGAUUGAAGAUCCUACACAAUCAGCUUAUGGAACUCCUGAGAAUAUAUAUUAUUCAGAUGAGCCAUCUUUGACAGGUUUUACACAAACAGAAACAUUUCAGCGCCCUCUAAAUUCUGCAGGUUAUUUGUAUGAGCCGGCAUCCUUAAAUUAUGAUCGUAGAGAAGGCUUUGAAGAUGAACCCCCUCUAUUAGAAGAAUUGGGGAUUAAUUUUGAUCACAUUUGGCAAAAGACUUUAACAGUCCUAAAUCCAUGGAAACCAGCAGAUGGCAACAUUAUGAAUGAAACAGACCUAACUGGACCUAUGGUUUUCUGUUUUGCACUUGGGUUUACACUAUUAUUGGCAGGAAAAGUUAAUUUUGGCUAUGUGUACACAAUGAGUGUUUUUGGAUGCCUGGUGAUACAUACAUUAUUAAACCUGAUGAGCAUUCCAGGAGUCUCUUAUGGAUGUGUUGCUAGUGUCUUAGGUUACUGCCUGUUACCCAUGGUCAUACUGUCUUGUUGUGCUAUCUUUUUUUCAUUACAGGGAACUAUUGGAACAUUAUUAGCAGCUAUCAUUAUCGGAUGGUGCAGCUUUUCAGCAUCAAAGAUCUUCAUAUCCACUCUAGCAAUGGAAGGACAACAGCUUCUUGUUGCAUAUCCCUGUGCUCUUCUGUAUGGCCUUUUCACGCUCUUGACUGUUUUUUGAAAUGUUUAUUAAAGGGACAGUCUCCUUGAAAAUCUUUAUUGUUUGAAAAGAUAGAUAAUCCCUUUAUUACCCAUUCCCCAGUUUUGCAUAACCAGCGCUGUUAUAGUAAUAUAUUUUUUACCUCUGUGAUUAAAUUGCAUCUAAGCCUCUGCAGACUAAUCCCUUAUGUCAGUUGUUUUGACAGACUUGCAUUUUUGCCAAUUAGUGCUGAUUAAUAAAUAACUCCAUGGGAGUGCGCACAAUGUUAUCUAUAUGACACACAUGAACUAGCUUUAAAUCAAAAUGCUCAUAUAAGAGGCGGCCUUCAAGGGCUUUGAAAUUAGCAUAUGAGCCUACCUAGGUUUCAACAAAGAAGACCAAUAGAACAAAGCAAAUUUGUUGAUAAAAGUAAAUUGGAACGUUGUUUAAAAUUGCAUGCCCUAUCUGAAUCAUGAAAGUUUAAUUUUAACUAGACUAUCCCAUUAAGAUUUAUCUGAUGUGCUUCAAUACAAUAUUACAUACACACGUAAAUAGUUAAUUGCAAGAGUAACAUACAGGAUUACCAUUCUAUUGUAACAAUUUCCCUAUGGAUUGCCAAACCUAAUAUAAAUCUUAUAGUGAUCUGGAUUAGUAAAACACUUCUAUGCAUUUUAUAACUCGAGUUGUAGCGUUAUAAUUCUGCUUUGACUAAAUAAGAACAAAUAUACAAUCAUAA